AUGUUGAAUUCCGAAGCACCUGGUAAGAAUGUUCGAAGAAAAUCCAAUUCUCUAAGCAUAAAUACUGAAGUUAAAAAGGGAAACUUUGAAGAAGUUUUAAACUACGAGUUAAAUACUGGAGACGGUUUAGAUUUUAAUUUUUCUGAUGAACAUGUUAUGUUGCUGCGCCACCUUGCGAAUCUCCUGCAGAAAGCCAGAAUAAAAUUAAGAACUGUAGGCUUUAAUGCGAAGCAUGGUCGUAUAAAAUGCACCGUUACUGGAGAAUAUGAUAAAGAUGGAAGCCAUAUGAGUUUCUCAAAAGUUGAUUGCCCUUUAAGAACGGAUGAAAGUUUUCGUAGGGCUCUAGAUGAAGGUCAUCACAAAGAAGAAUCCAUUAAUAAAACUGCCAAUAGAUAUGGUUGA
Molecule: messenger RNA, 402 nt
Organism: Brassicogethes aeneus
Lineage: Eukaryota; Metazoa; Arthropoda; Insecta; Coleoptera; Nitidulidae
Source: the annotation of a GenBank genome assembly